AUUUUUUAAUACAACGAAUUUAGUAUUCAGUUAUGGAAGAUUCUCAGUAGUAUUCAGUUAUAGUCUACAGUUUAAAUUUGGCGGGACUUCUCCUGGCAAGGCUAUAAUCUUGUUAUCAACGGUGCUUCAGGUUAUCACUGUGUCGGCUUAAGUUUAAGGGCAAGUUCAAACUUGCCCAAUCCUUGAUUCCUUUUAAGGUAUGCAAUUAACAAUUUGUGUUUUCAACACAAAUCAAUGUGAUUCUACCAACCAGCUGCUGAGCUGGUACUUCAAGCAAUAUAUGAAUUUUCUUUUUGAUUUCAAAUCAUUAUAUUUUUAAAACCUAUAUGUCAACUAUUUUGGGAUGGCUUCUCAAACACCUAGUUGUAGAAAACAGUGGAGCUUAUCCAGGGGUCCUAAAGGGAAUGUAGAAAGUUUAGUUUGGGCUGAAUGCGGGUGCCCUGAACAGCAAGUUAAUUUAGCCAAACAACUUCUGGAAGACAAUGGAGAAGAGGGGGUUGAUAAAGAAGAAAGGGCACGACUUGGUGUUUAUUGGCUCACCAAAGCAUCCGAGAAGGGCCAUGAAGAAGCAACUCGAAUGCUUCAGGAUUGUAUCGAAAAUGGAAUAGGAAUAACGGAACACAAUUUAAGUGAUGUUAAAGUCUGUUUGGAUAUGUCCCAAGGAGAAAAAUUAUCUCGAGAAGCUGCCAAAGAAUUAUUUCUGAACCUCUCUCAGGGAGAAAAUUUUAUAACUGCAUUCCAACUGCACAAGGAAAUAACCAAGCAUUCUCUUGAAAAUUCGGAUAUUGAAGAAGGUACCAUACCAAAGUGGGACAUUUUGGCAGAGGGCAGUGGAGAAAAGGUAACUGAAGAAAUGUUGGUAGCUGCCGCAAGCCACCAUUCAAGGGGUCAGCUCCCCUUAGUUUUGAAAAAGCGAUCUAUGCUCAGAUCAUCAAGAGUCUCUGCCCUAGUGACAACAAUCAGCGAGACAUCUGUUCUACCCCAUCCUUUAAUAAUUGUGACUUUGUUCCUUUUAUUAGGUUUAGAUAUUUUCAUCAGUGCUGUACCUUUAUUUAUUUAUUAUGGAAGCUUGAUCGUUAUGGUCAUUUCUUCUUGUCAAGUGAUUUCCAAGAAAUGGGAUUUUGCCAAUUUUCAGAGGUGGUCUAACCUGCUUGUGACUUAUGGCUGUGACGAACAAAUAUCAUUGGAAGCUCAAUGGUCUCAUUGUCUUCAUAAUAGUCAACCUUGUUUUAUAUUCUUACUGUCUCUUAUUACUCACUUGCUCCUUGUAUCUUAUGUACCUGAUCCUCCCAUGUCAGAAAUUGCUGUCUUAUCAACUUUUAUGUCUCUGUUCUGCCUCUACAAUUUAGCUCAUUACAAGAAAAAGAUUGAUGUUCUGGCCAUUCUGACCUUUGUUGUACACCUCUUAGCAAGAUAUCCGUAUGAUAAGGACACUCUGGUAUCUCAAUAUUGGCGUUAUCUUGAUGUCCAUGUUCCUACAUUUACUUCAUAUGUGCUAGGAAGUAGUGUUGAGUUUUGUCUCAACUUCCAUGUUUUAUUUUACUUGAUGCUUCCUGGAUUGUUUCUUGGAAUAGCAAUCAGAGAUCAUUGGCUUGGGAUAUGCAAAACUCUUCUGCCUCUUUUGGUCUGUUUAUCUUGGUGGCAGUUGGCUGUCAUCGCUUCCAGAGGUGCUACUUAUUUUGGUCUCAUACGAGCCUGCCUGGGUGUGGUAUGCAUAAUUAUUUUUGUGCCGAUGAUGAGCUUUACCCUCCUCUUCAUACCACUGGCAAUGUUUUCUAAGCUCUUCAUAACAGAAACUAUUUCCACUCCAGUUGCUGUUGGUGGAAUAAUUUUAUCUUCAUUAUUGUACCUCGGCAGCAAAAGGAAGAGAUGGGGAAAACUGUUCUAUUAUUUAAUGGUGCUACUGAGUGUGGCAAGCGUCUUCCUUAAUGUGAACUAUGAGACUGAAAAAAUGCAACAUGAAGGGUUGCAAUUGAAGGAGUAUGAAAAUAUUUGUAAAGGAAAAGACAUUCAGAGCAUUGAAGCAUGUUUGUCAUUAUCUGGAUUAUAUGUCACCUGGGAGGCUAAGAUCUUAUCUUCUAAAAUAGCUUCUGUUCACAAUGCGGUUUCGCCUUUUGUCCAUCGUUUACCUGAGAAUGUUCAGGAAACAGUAAAAUGUUUGAUAGGAGAGAAAUUCCAAGACUGUAAUGAAGAAGAUUGUGAUAUUUCACAUGCAUUGUCAUCUAGAUGCCAUCUUUCUAAUUGGAACAGGUAUGAAUAUAUCUUUGAAGUUGAACUCACUUCUAACAGUUGGGUUGAAGAAAGCACCAUUGGAUUGCUGAUGGGAGGUAAUGAUUUUCGAAAUCAUUCACAGCUUUUAAAGCAAGGAGAGAUAGUAUGGUUCUCUGGUUACUUAACUAGCAACUUCAAAAAUCCUCGGCAACCGCAAAUUCGCCUAAAAAGUCUCAAUUGCCUUUCUUGUUUUCAAGGCAGUAGUUCAACUUCGGAAAUUGAAAAUAAUUUUACAUCAGUAUUAUUCAGACCUUUUUUCGAUUUCCUUUUUUAUCCGUUUGUUGUUUUUAAGUGACAACAUAGGUAAUCAAUUCUUAUUGUAUAGUAUGAUAAUCUCUUUUCUUACCCUAAGAUUCAAAUCAAACUCACAGAAGAUAAACAUUAUCUAAUUUUAAAUAGAUUUUAUUUUGUAUUCCAGUAUUGUUGUCAUAAAUGUGGCUGAUGUUAAAAUUAUGUAAUGAAAUUAUUGAUUGUUACCAUUUGUUCUAAAUUCUGUUCAAAUAAGAUUUAAAAAAGGAUGUAUGUGAUUGUAUUAAUGUUGGCUUUAUAAAGACCAAUUAUUGAUUGUUGAAGUGGCAGUCAAUCCCAGUUUUUAUUAUUAAGAUAAUUUUUUUAUAUUUUUAUUUCUCUUAUUUAUUAUUUUUUUACUGACCUUAUGUAAUAGUGUUUUUAUAUGAUAUUGUGCGUGGCUUAUUAACCAUUUGAAGUUACUGAGUUCUAUAUCUUAAGUCUUCAUUUUCUUAUAAGACUUCCUCAAUUCUUGCAUUUGAUAUAUAAUAUUUUGUCAUAUUUUAAAAAUAUUAACAUCAAAGGCGGUCACUUUUUAUGACAAUAGAAGUGAUGUGCUAGUACAUUACAUGGUUCAGUUGAACCUUUUUUUAUUUAACACCAGUUAUGCAACUUUUUAAUGUUUUGAGCCUCUCUUGCAUUUUGAUGUUUCAUAAUUAUCACAAUUGUUUGCUGUCAAUGAGAAUGAAAUAAAUUGAUUGAUCUGUUAUUAUCUAUCAAUAAAAACACAAAAUGUAACAUAUAAAACUGAAAGUUCUCUUUUUGUUUAUGCUGGAUAAAAUAUGUAUAUAAUUCAAUGCACUGUUAGUGAUCGAGGUUAAAUUUCAGUAAUCUACCCAUUGCAGCCUCUCGUAUUAUAUGCCAACCUUGAAAGACUGUUGUUUUCAGAACCUAUGGCCAAAAACAAAAACAAUCAUUAGCAAGACUCUUAAGCUUAUGCGUAGACUUUCCAUUAUGAUUGGAGGUCGAGUAUGAAUUUAAAAAAAAAAUUCUCAGUUUACAUUAUGUAUACAAAUCAUGAUUGAUAAUCAACAUUUUUUUUUUGUCUUACGCCUCUUGACUUCUGUCCUGAGUCUUCUAGCAGCUUUGGGGCUGUUAUAGGUGGUAGCACGUGGUUUACAAUAAUCAGACGGGUUCACAAAUCACUCCCUCUUCAUCAGGCACUUUCCUGAAGGAUGGUUGGCAACCUUUUGUGGAAAUCUCCCAACCUGGUGGACCAGGAGCUAUAAUCUAAGACACAGGAGUCGUUCACAUACCUGUGAAUCUGAGAGAUGGGGACGUUACCGUCCAUCCCCGCCAUUCCGGGAUCGAAUCCUCGCCAUAGUCGUCUAAGCAAUCGAGUAGAUACUCCACUUAUUUAUUUAUUUAUUUUUUGUUAUUAAAUUCCACGAACGGGAUUUGAACUCAUUACAUAAAAUUUCUUAGAUGCUUUAACUCGCUCGACCACUGUAGCCCCAAUAAUCGUAUAUUAUAACAUAUAAAUAAUCAACAUAAUUAUUGUGAAACAAACUAUAUAAUACUGUACAUAAAAAUAAAUUUACAUGUGUUUCUAUUUUAUUUAUUUUUUGCUUAUUGAUAUAUUUGAAAAUAUGUUAGUAAAGCAAUUGACAUAAUUUUAUUUAAUGGUUUUUGACAGUGAUAUGAACUCUCAAUUCUCCAAUGCUUCAAAUUUACUGAAAAAAAUGUAAUAAAAUCUUCACAUAAAAAGAACCAAAAUUUCAAUAAUAUGAUCAUAGGGCGUGGUUUAGUAAUUGCAUAUGUACUUCUAGGCCUUAGCUUAGGCAUCUAGUCGACUUUUCCUUUUUUCUAAAUUGAUUUUGAUUUUAUUUUCGUUCUUCAAAAUAUUGGAGGGAGCAGGCGAAACAAUAUUUUUGCCUCUUCUCUAUGUUUAUUGGGAAAAAUAAACUUCCCCUUCCCGAAGACUGGGCCAGAAUCAUAAAAUGGAAAAUUACGAAAAACAAAAUUGUUUUGCAACUUGUUAAAUACAUGUUCAGAAAUAAUUGUGAAAUGAAUAACAAUAUAAAUAAUUAUAGAACAUUUGACUAUACUAAUGCACUUCAACUUCAAUUCGCACAAACAUGGCGGGUUAGUUGGUUGACCAGGCCUUUUCUAGAAAAUCAAAUUCUAAAUGGCAUUCGAUAUAAUUAAUCUCAAGGAUUCUUAUUCUUCUGUGUGAACUUAUGUUAUUUCUGUAUCACGUCUACUGUCUCUUCAGAAGUUAUAUUUGCAAGUUUUUAUCUUUUCAAUUCAAAAGAUUUCUUCGAAAAUUCUCUAAUCUCCGCUUGAAUAGUGGUUCUACAAAUUCUAUGUAAUCAUAAGUGCAAUGUUGUUUUGUUUUUUUAUUUUAAUAGGAAAAAUUAUAAAACUUCAUUAGUAAAGUAGAAUUUUUAAUCUGAAAGAUAUUUUCAAUCUUUUUUUUUUUUUGUAAAAUAUAUAAACAAUGUUGUAGUAUAGUUAAAAUUUAUGUUCCUUUCAAAAUUAUCCCGAAAGAAUGUUAGACUUCAUCAAUGUUUUAUCUUUUGAUCAAUAUUUACUAAUUGUGUUUACUUUAGGAUUUUCUACAAUUACGUUUAAAAAAAAGUUAAUUAUCGCUUUAUUAGCUUAUCAAAUUAUUACAAAAAAUGAAACUUAAGAGGUGCAUUUAAACCUUCGAAUAAAAAUACUAAGUUUAAAUAGUAUUUAUCUUGGAUGGAUUAUUCUUCUGCAUUUAUUAUAUGAUAUUAUUCCAUUCAAUAUUCCUAAAAAUAUUUUUCAAUUGUAAGUAAAAUCAAAAUGCUUAAAUUAAAUGUGGGCCAAUUAGUUUACCUCACAUAUAUUUUGUAAUAAAUAGCGGUACUUUUUUAGUAGUCUAUUUAAUCAGGGAUUUUUUGUUACUUUUCAAUUAACUAACAAGAAAUUAGUUAAAAUAGUUAUUCAUCUGCUGCAGUAAUGUUAGGUUGAAGUAAAUAAGAAGUACAUAUUCUAGUUAUCCUAACCCACUUUUAUAUAUAGGAUAUUUAAUCAAAAUAAAUACAAUCCAAAUGAUUUGGGGAAUAAAAUUUCCAAUGGCAUUAAACUGGAUUGGUUCCAAGCAUUAUAGUUGUGCAUUAGGUUUUCAUUUGAACGUAACUUCACUUAUCUGCACAUUCUAAACAGAGUUUGAAAUUAAAUAUAUUUUAUUUUUCUUGAGUUAUCAAUAAAAACUGAUAUUUUUUUAUUUAUUUAUGGUUUUGUUCCUGCAGAGGUCAAUGAUUUGAAUUUAGUUAGGUACUUGUGAGCUGACUAUAAAUUAAAAAAAGCUUAAUUUUAAGUUAAAAUACUAAGAUUAAAUGUUUUUAACUAAUCUAAACAAAGAUAUUGGUUGUUCCUACUCAUGUUUGAAGUUUUUUCAUUAUACUAUGUAGAACUAAAUUUGAUCGAGGUUGAUUUGUCUUAAUUUUAUAAAAUACUAAAUAAAAUCAGUUUGACACUUGCCUUUAAAUAAAUGUAUGAAUUAACUAUGGUCAAACAUGAGCAAAUUUAUUUUGAAUUUUAUAAAAAAAUGUUUAAAUAGUAAAGAUUUAUUAAUUUAAUUCUUUUUGAAUAUGACUAUUCCUUGCCUCAAAGGUGUCUCAAAAUGUGAAUGUAACUAAAAACACAUGUCACACAAACAGGGAUUUCUAAUAAUAAUAAAAAAAAUCUAAAUGUUUUUCUGGGAAAGGCAGGUGAAGUCUCUAUUUUAAUUACAGAUGAAAACAUCAUUCAUUAUUUGUUAAGGAGUAAAGUUUCAUUCAAAUAAUGCCCAAGUCUGAUUAUGACACCUACUGCUAUUGUGGUGACUAUAACUUAAAAAAAAAGUAAUUAUAUUUCAGAUAAUAAUUUAUUUUUAUUAUACCUAAAUAUAUGUAUAGGAUGUUAUUAAUAUAUUUCUAAUUAAAAAUUUAAGUUGAUCUUAUUUUUGUGCUUUAAAUAAUUUCAUAAGACUGUUAAGAUUAUUGGUUAAGGGAAUUGUUUAACACCUUAACUACUAAAUGAAAUUAUUAAAUUUUAAUUAAUUAACGUUGUGUAUUAAUUAUUUGUGCCUUGAAAUCUGCACCUAUGGUUACCAAUGAAAUCAAGAAAAAUAAAAUAUAAACAUAUUGUUAUUCUUUAGGAAUAAAAAUUGUAUUUACUUGUUAGCUCUAUAGUUUUAGACUUCUCUUAUAUGUGUAAAAAAGAAAAAAAAACUACAAAUUGUAUUUCUGAUUAAUAUAAUACUUUACUGCUAAAUAUUUAAUUUUAAUUUUCCCCAAAUAAUUGAUUUCUUUCAUGUCAAGUCCUGGAAAAUUAUCCUAAAAAAUAUUAUAGUUUGACUCUUGUUACUUCAAUGUGUCUUGAAUGUUUGUUUUUUUAAUAAAAAAUAUAUUUAAUGUAAUAUAA
Molecule: messenger RNA, 6936 nt
Organism: Nezara viridula (southern green stink bug)
Lineage: Eukaryota; Metazoa; Arthropoda; Insecta; Hemiptera; Pentatomidae
Source: the annotation of a GenBank genome assembly